Molecule: messenger RNA, 1074 nt
Organism: Harmonia axyridis
Lineage: Eukaryota; Metazoa; Arthropoda; Insecta; Coleoptera; Coccinellidae
Exons: 3
Coding region: 105-932 (275 amino acids)
Molecular function (GO): N-acetyltransferase activity
Source: RefSeq, a predicted model, not a curated record
CACAUUUUCUGGAAGGAGGAUAUUCAAUUCAGAAGGUGUUCACCUGCAUUGGAUAAUAUUUAUCUAUACUACAUAUUAUAUUUGGCCAUGAAAAAUUAUCUCUAAUGAAUAACAGGGAAUACUUAAAAACAGUUCAUCUAUCAUUGCUCUCUCUUAGAAAACGUACACACAAUUUGAGAGAGAUGGAGGGCAAAAUUUGGGAGACAAGUGACAACGGAGAUAUCGAGAUCAUCUCUCUUACCGAGAAAUAUCUGAACGAAAGCCUAGAACUACUGCAAAAUGUAUUUUUCACGGAAGAAUUUACAGCUACAGCAUGUGGAGUUCCAAACGAUCCUGAAGCAAAAAAAGAGUGGGGUGAAAUAUGUUUAGCAGUGGCUAAUGAAGGAGUUUCUGUUGUAGCAAUUGAUAGAAAAAAGGAUAAAGUAGCCGCUGUAGCCUUCAAUAAAUUAUAUCAAAAGAUCAAUAGUAAAAAUUCAAUCUCACUUUAUGACAAGUGCUUAAAAUCCUUCAAAAAUCAAUCAGCAAAAGAUUUGAUUAUGUGUUGUAAACAAAUGGAUAAUACAACAGAUCUAUUCGACAAAUGUGGAUGCAAUUGUUACUUAGAAUUGAUGUUCCUAGCAACAUCUCCAAAUUAUAAAGGACAACGGUUGGCGACUAAACUAACCAAUGCGACUAUUGAGUUGACAAGACAGUUGCAUCAAGGGAAUAACGUGAAGAAGAGCUUGAAUGGUACUAUGUUACACAAUGAACCUAGACCUGGAGCUGUAGUUGCAGUUUUCACAUCAAACAUAUCCCAAAAACUUGCUGAAAAACUAGGAUUUGAAACAGCAGCAUGUAUUUUUUAUAAAGACAUGAUGAGAAAUGGAAAGUCCUAUUAUGAAUUAAUAGACAAGAAGCAAGAGAAAAUUUUAAUUGUGUUUAAAAAGCUUUGAAUAUGUCUAUAAUCUCAAAUGCAAUUAUUGAAGAUUUGACUAGAUGUAAAAAUAUUUAUGAUCCUUAUAUAGGUGUGUUGUUUUUAUUGAUUUUAGUGAACAUAUUUUAUACAAAUUUCUUAUUAAAUGAUAUAUGAUUGAA